Messenger RNA from Penicillium riverlandense, 378 nucleotides. RefSeq lists its product as uncharacterized. Lineage: Eukaryota; Fungi; Ascomycota; Eurotiomycetes; Eurotiales; Aspergillaceae. Bases 1 to 378 code for a protein of 125 amino acids. The record is from RefSeq and is a predicted model, not a curated record. The transcript has a single exon.
AUGCAGUUCAUCAACACCGCCGCGUUGGCUAUCGCCUUCCUCACCACCUCCGGCCUCGCCGCUCCUUUCUACAGCCCGACGAGCGUCACCGUCCAACUUGCCAACGACCAGUCCGGCGCCAAUGCGGACAUCGCCGUCCCCGCCGAUGGUCAGGCCUACUCCAUUCAACAACUCUACGGCAGCACCGCUGUCGCCGAGCACGGUCUUGUUUUUGCCUCGAGCGCCCAGGUUGUCGCAUUCCAGCAGGCAACUUCCUGCACGAUUACCGGGCAGUCUAGCCCCAGCGUGACUCUGGACUCCCAGAGGACUUGGGAGUCGUUUGGUGGCGUGGUGGACUUGUGCUCCGCUACUAUUACUUGUGUUUGCGAGGGCAUGUAA